Molecule: messenger RNA, 1520 nt
Organism: Rhagoletis pomonella (apple maggot)
Lineage: Eukaryota; Metazoa; Arthropoda; Insecta; Diptera; Tephritidae
Gene: Uxs
Product: UDP-glucuronic acid decarboxylase 1
Exons: 6
Coding region: 393-1520 (375 amino acids)
Biological process (GO): D-xylose metabolic process
Cellular component (GO): cytoplasm
Molecular function (GO): NAD+ binding; UDP-glucuronate decarboxylase activity
Source: RefSeq, a predicted model, not a curated record
UACCCAUACGUCAUAAGCUCAAUGAAAAACUUUGGCAACUCGGACUUCUGUUAUCAUUUGUUUACAAUAACGUCAAAAACAACUGUUAAAAAGUAACAAUACGACAGGAAGAUAACGCAAUUCUACUAAAUUAUGUGGAUUCAUAUAAAUAUAUAUCGCGGAAAACUAUAACUGCCUUCUAUUUAAAUGGGCAAUGGUAAAUCAUCUACAUAUAAAACAUUUUUGAAGCAAGCGUUCAUAAAAUAAUAAACAAAUGCCAAGUCAUCGUUUAAACACGAUUUACCCUACUAGUGACUAGGCGCCUGCAUUAGCUUAUUUCUUCACUGAUGGUAACGGAUGAAAAAUUAUAGCUUCCUAAUCUCCAAUUAUUAAACAAUCUGACAACACCGAUAAUGCCGCUUGUGCCUCCUGCUAAAAAGAAGAUUAAAAUUAUCGCAAUAAUUUCGAUCUCUGUUUUAUUACUUGUCAUUCUUUAUCGGUCGCUAUUAAUUCAUACUAAUGGGAGCCGCCCGGUGUCAAAAUUUGUAAAAGACGAUUGGCCAUUUGUGCGCCCAAUGUUAAAUGGAGAUAUUGAUAAAGAAACUGUUAGUGUACCAACGAAUCAUCACCAACAGCUUUUCCUCCAGUUGGAGCGUACAAAAGCCCAACUUGCCAUUUUGGAAGACCGAAUUCGCGCGUUGGAGUCAAGUACUCCUCGUAAAUAUCCACAAGUUAAAUACUUAAAUUAUAUAAACCGAAAGCGAAUACUAAUCUCAGGCGGAGCCGGCUUUGUCGGUUCACAUCUGGUGGACACUCUAAUGGUUCAGGGCCACGAAGUCAUCGUCGUGGACAACUUUUUUACAGGUCGCAAACGGAAUGUGGAACAUUGGUUGGGGCAUGAAAAUUUUGAAUUGAUUCAUCACGACAUAGUGAACCCACUAUUCAUUGAAGUAGAUGAAAUCUACCACCUUGCAUCACCUGCUUCCCCGCCACAUUACAUGUAUAAUCCAGUAAAGACAAUCAAAACGAAUACUAUGGGUACUAUCAAUAUGUUAGGACUGGCCAAACGAGUUAUGGCAAAAGUACUUAUAGCUAGUACAUCUGAAGUGUAUGGUGAUCCAACUGUACACCCACAGCCGGAAACAUACUGGGGCCAUGUAAAUCCUAUUGGGCCACGAGCAUGCUAUGAUGAAGGCAAACGCGUCUCGGAGACACUUAGCUACGCUUAUGCAAAACAAGAGAACGUCAAAGUGCGCGUAGCACGUAUAUUUAAUACAUACGGCCCCCGGAUGCAUAUGAAUGAUGGUCGUGUUGUAUCCAACUUUAUUCUACAAGCACUCCGGAAUGAGACUAUUACGGUCUAUGGUAAUGGCAAGCAAACUCGAUCAUUUCAAUAUGUUUCAGAUCUGGUCGAUGGAUUAAUUUCCUUAAUGGCAUCUAACUACACUCAGCCCGUCAAUUUGGGCAAUCCGGUCGAGCACACAAUCGAAGAGUUUGCGCGGAUCAUAAAAAAAUUGCGAAAGUUGGGGGUAGUGCACUAG